This is a messenger RNA of Effrenium voratum, 1341 nucleotides long. The record is from the annotation of a GenBank genome assembly. Lineage: Eukaryota; Dinophyceae; Suessiales; Symbiodiniaceae.
AUGAUUGUUAAGGCAGUGACUGGCAGGGAUGUUGGGAAGUCUGUGUGUGACGAAGCCUCCGAAAUCCUGCCUGGGCGGUGCAUUGAAACACGGCAGUUGGCGCUGGCACUUGGACGUUUGCUUCCAGCAGAACAAGUCAGAAUCAGCUUUUGCUUUCUGUUUACCCAGGCGUGUGGAUUUGAGUUCUAUGAACGCUACAAGGCAGAAGUGGAGGAAGACCGUAAAGAAGCAAUGUGCCGCUUUUACAGAGAAGCCAUGCAGCUAAACUUGUCAGCUGAAUGCAGAAGCGUAUCGUUACGAGAACUUACAGAGUUUUUCCGUCCGGAGCUGGAUCAUGAGUUUUAUGACUUCAGCUGCCGUGCGGCUCUUGUUCUUUUGGACUGGACAGUUGUGUCCGCAUUUUUGACUAGCGGCAAAUGCAGAGAUGAAGACUGCCAGCACGUACUUACUGUGGAUGCUGCAAGCUAUUUUGGUCAUUUCUGCAUUCUGACAAGCUUGAAUGACCGCUCAGCCUCAAUUAUAGACCCAAGUUCCAGCCAACCUCAUGCCGGCAUCCCUCCAGCAAACGUGAGAGGCGGCCGCCUGCUCCAACUUCCGAUUGGUGUAUUUGAAGGUGCUCGGAGAUCCCGCGGCACUGAUGAAGACAUGAUUCUGAUCAGCUGGCAUCGUGAGGCUCUGGUUUCGAGCGGCUAUCAGGCCCCGAGCUUGUCGUGGAUGCCGGCAUUUCUUACUGCCUGUUACCGUGGCAACGCCCGUCUCGUUGCCCAAUUGAUGGAGCGCAUGCAAACCUUUGAAGAGCCAAAUCGACUAAGGACAACACCACUGAUGGUUGCAGCCUGGAGGGGUCACUUGCAAGUUGUUGAGAUGUUGCUUCAAAGGAGGGCCGAUCCAGAUGAACAUGCGGGUAGCGCAGGCGGCACAGCCUUAUGGUUUGCAGCGGAAUGUGGGCACAAAGAGAUAGUCAAGCUGCUCUUGCAGCAUCAGGCCAGUCCAAACGUUGAAUCAGCUGGUCAUAGCGCACUCUGGGUGGCCUCAAAGCAAGGACAUUGUGCCUCGGUGCAGCUUCUUUUGGAAGCAGCGGCUACGCUAGACAAGCAGGGACAAGAUGGUACUGCUUUGUGCGCUGCUGCGCAGACCGGUCAGCUGAAGAUUGUCAGGCUGCUGCUUUCUGUCCAAGCUUCGCUUGAAGCUGUCAACUGCAACCGCGCCACCCCGCUGCUGGUGGCCGCGGAAGCUGGGCGCGUUGAUGUCAUGGAAGUUUUGCUUCAACAAGGAGCCAGCCUGCGUGCGCGAAACCAUAAUGACGCCAGUGCAUUGCACCUUGCUGCUGUUCAAGGUUGA